UCCCGCACCAAACACAGAGCCGCAACUACCCACCCGGGGUUGCCGACUUCCGGGAGUCACACAGCAUGGACGACUUCAACAGCGACACAGACAGCGACUACACCAGCUACUGGCGGGACUGGUUUAUCUCCUCCCGGGGAAACGAGUACUUCUGCGAGAUUGACGAGGAAUACCUGACCGAUCGCUUCAACCUCACCGGCCUCAACACCGAGGUGCAGUACUACCAAUACGCGCUCGACCUCGUGACCGACGUGUUCGACUUCGACUGCGACGAUGACAUGCGCGAGCAGAUUGAGAAGUCUGCGCGACAUUUGUACGGCCUGGUGCAUGCGCGAUACAUCGUCACGACUAGGGGUCUGGCGAAGAUGCUCGAGAAAUUCAAGAAAUCCGACUUCGGCAAAUGCCCGCGCGUAAUGUGCGAAUCGCAACCGCUCCUCCCCAUGGGCCAGUCCGACGUGCCCAACACGUCGCCGGUAAAGCUGUACUGCGCGCGCUGCGAAGACCUCUACAACCCCAAGUCGUCGCGCCACGCCGUCAUCGACGGCGCCUACUUCGGCACCUCGUUCCACAACAUCCUGUUCCAGGUCUACCCGGCCAUGCUGCCGGCGAAGAGCCAGCGCCGCUACGAGCCGCGCGUCUUCGGGUUUCGAGUGCAUGCUGCUGCCGCCCUGGCACGGUGGCAGGCGGAGGAGAGGGAGAAGUUGAAGGAGAGGCUGAGGGGCGAGCGGAUAGAGACGGGGUUUGAAGAGGAGGAUGAGGAGCUGGAAGAGGAAGAGGAGGAUGAGGAGAUGGAGGGGGAUGGGUUUGAGGGCGCGGUUGUGCAGCAGUGAUAUUCUUUGGUAGACGUUGGCUUGGCUGAUGGGCAUAUGGGGUAUCGAAAGGGCUGGGUAGGAUAUCUCUUCUUCAAGCAUGGUAUGGCGCCAGGCGUGGUUUCCGACUCGAUUAGAAUUACUUAAUACCACGAUACAUCAAGUCCACACGGGGCUAGUUGGGUAUAUAAAGUGUAGAUAACAUCGGAAGGAGUCCAAUCACGUAGUGAGACGAACCGGGCCAACGACAGCACUCCACGAAGCCCACCUCAUCAUCAUCAUCAUCACCAUCACAGCACUUCAAGAUCAAGAAAACACUUUUCAAUCACAA
Trematosphaeria pertusa is the source of this 1140-nucleotide messenger RNA. RefSeq lists its product as uncharacterized. Gene Ontology annotation, cellular component: cytoplasm; protein kinase CK2 complex. Lineage: Eukaryota; Fungi; Ascomycota; Dothideomycetes; Pleosporales; Trematosphaeriaceae. The transcript has 3 exons. Gene Ontology annotation, molecular function: protein kinase regulator activity. The record is from RefSeq and is a predicted model, not a curated record. Bases 66 to 830 code for a protein of 254 amino acids.